Pecten maximus is the source of this 1956-nucleotide messenger RNA. RefSeq names its product titin-like. The transcript has 13 exons. The coding region runs from base 217 to 1608 and encodes 463 amino acids. NCBI's taxonomy places the organism in Eukaryota, Metazoa, Mollusca, Bivalvia, Pectinida, Pectinidae. The record is from RefSeq and is a predicted model, not a curated record. Gene Ontology annotation, molecular function: protein binding.
GUUACUGUACAGUAUGGUCCCGGUACCUCCAUAUCUUUGUCACCACCGGACACUAUCUACACGAGGACAGAGGGGGACACGUUACCGAACAUAACCUGUACAGCGAACUGUAGACCUGGCUGUACCUUUGUCUGGACACGACCUGACAACACCAACUUUACUGUCUCACCUGUGUUGUCACUGGGACAACUGGACAGAUCAGAACACGGGACGUACAUGUGUACUGCUAGGAAUGUUGUCGGGGAGUCCAUUUCAACAAUCAUUGUUUCAUUACAGUAUGGUCCUGGUUCUUCGCUAAUUUUAUCACCACAGGAGACCAAGUAUACGAGGAUAAAGGGUGACACGUUACCGGACAUCACCUGUACAGCGGACUGUAGACCUGGCUGUACCUUUGUCUGGACACGACCGGACAACACCAACUUUACUGUCUCACCUGUGUUGUCACUGGGACAACUGGACAGAUCAGAACACGGGACGUACAGGUGUACUGCUAGGAAUGCUGCCGGGGAGUCGACUAAAGUGAUCAGUGUUAUUGUGAAAUAUGAACCACAUCCGUAUCAAAUGCUCGACCAAAACCAGACUUAUUAUCUUUCCCAGUCAGACACCAUUAUUUUGUCUUCUACAUUCAUCUCCAACCCGGCGCCAUCUUUCAUCUGGACCUUCCAACCCUACAAAUCCUUUGAUGCAACGGAUCUUAGAAACGGAACGGAUGCCGUUAUCAUACAGAAUACGUUUGAGGCGAGUAAUUUAACUGCUAUUUCAGUUUUGACUCGGACCAGUAUACAGGAGAGCUGGUUUGGAUUAUAUAACGUCACGGCAACAAACAGUCAAGGAAGUGCCAUGCUAAGCUUCACAGUUCGUGAAAAACUGAACCCAGGGAUCCCAACGAAUCUGUUAAUUGGCUGUACCAUGCCUCAUUCUGUCGAAGUCUCGUGGAGUGACGGAGGGGACUCUCAGUAUUACCAUGUCAUGUUCAGCACAGACAGGUUUCUCAACUCACAAGAAGUUUAUCCAGUGAUGAUUACAAAAGACACAGACGGAAGCGACGUGUAUAGUCAAAAUAUAGACAAUCUGGAUGGUGGCCAUGUCUAUUUCUUUAAGGUUGUAGCAUACAAUAAGUAUGGGAACACAACAUCGGCUGAAACUGUCGGCUGUACUGUUUAUACACCAUGUUCUAGCGGAACUGGCAGUAUGUAUGUCACUGGAGUUGUACUGGCAGUCACUGGCGUUCUCACGCUUUUGUUUACAGUUGGAAUCGGGAUUUAUUUCAGACGAAAUGGAAGACUAUGUCAUAGAAUACGUCAGCUUCCAAAACAGAAGGAAUACCAGGAUGUACAACUUUCAGAUCGAGGAGGCAGAUCCCAAAGCGAAAAUGAAAGAUCUCCAUAUCAGGAACUUGAUACCAAUGAGGUUGCCAAGGCGUCCGUGUAUUCUGAAAUCGAAGGACACCAUCAUGUUAACCCAAUUGUCCCUGACAAUGAAGGAGAUGGUGGAAAGUACGAGUCGUUGGAGGGACGUUCGAAUCCAAACGUUUAUGAAGAACUUAAUACAACAACGUCUGGUAACAGAGAGACAUACAUCAAUACUACCAUCGCUUGUAGAGAUUAGUGUUUAUACAACAUCAUGAAACUCAGUGAGGCGAUGUUUCAUCAAGGUCUGCUUGGAGACAGGAGAUCAAGGGAGACAUUGUCCAGUUGUUAUAUUUGUGAAAUGAAACCUUGACUGUUUUACUUUCAUUGUCGUUUUCAAAUGCAUAAACACAUACCUAGCAUCAAUCCAUAUGGAGUAAAUAUAUAAAUCACCAAUCAGUAUCAUAAACGUGACACGAGACACCCUAUCAAGUUCUCCUCGCACAGUGAAAUGUUAACACAGAACUUAUUAACUUAAUUAAUUAUAAAUACAUCGUUUAUCUCUCUUAACGAUUAAAGCACCAUCGGUAUAUGAUCGAUUUUGUAA